This is a messenger RNA of Trichomonas vaginalis G3, 534 nucleotides long. RefSeq lists its product as uncharacterized. Lineage: Eukaryota; Parabasalia; Trichomonadida; Trichomonadidae. The record is from RefSeq and is a predicted model, not a curated record. The coding region runs from base 1 to 534 and encodes 177 amino acids. The transcript has a single exon.
AUGCAAUUUGAUGAAAAUGGAAAAGCUGUUAAACAAUACAUUGGAGAAGGUGAAAAUGGUCCAAUUAAUUCAUACCGUCAUAAUCCAUAUUCUUAUUUCAAUGAAGAAUUAAAUGCUAUUGAAGAGGGACCGGAUGGAUUACCACGAUAUUCUAACCAGUUUGAUGGUCAAUAUGCAAAUAUUAGACCUGAAAUUUCAGCUAAGAAAUUCUUUAAAGUUGCUUUAUUCGAUCCAGUUUUCGCAAAUGUUAAAGAUGAACUUAAACAACAAUUCCAACCAAUUAUAGUAGCAAGAAUUGCAUCAGGUGCUUUAUCUCAAGCAUUCAAAGAUUUAAUUAAGAAACCAUUAUAUCAGCAACGAGGUUUAACUUAUGAUUUAGUUAAGGAAUCAGAUAAAAGAAAAUUUGAGAAAUCAGUUGAUUAUAAGAAUGCAAUUAAUGAAUAUAUUCGGUCUAUUAAUUUCGAUGAAACAGCUAAAAAUCAACUUCAUGAACAAAUACAGGGGAUAAUAGAUUCAAAAGUUCCAGCAAAAUAA